Molecule: messenger RNA, 2547 nt
Organism: Neoarius graeffei (lesser salmon catfish)
Lineage: Eukaryota; Metazoa; Chordata; Actinopteri; Siluriformes; Ariidae
Product: toll-like receptor 4
Exons: 3
Coding region: 82-2547 (821 amino acids)
Biological process (GO): immune response; inflammatory response; toll-like receptor signaling pathway
Cellular component (GO): membrane
Molecular function (GO): transmembrane signaling receptor activity; lipopolysaccharide binding; lipopolysaccharide immune receptor activity
Source: RefSeq, a predicted model, not a curated record
UUCCUUAACUAAGAUUCACACAGUUUCAUGUCACAGAAAGAUUUUGAUCAUACUUUCUUAACUGUAUAACACUUUAAUAGUAUGAGUGUCUUUUGUAUAUAUGGAGGAAUUUUACCCCUUAUGUUCUUCAUUCUCAUACAAAAUGGAAAUGGAGAGGAGUGCACAAAGGUUAUAAACAAUCAACACUAUUCAUGUGAAGGAAGAAAUCUCACCUAUAUACCUACCAGCAUUCCUUCCUCUGUAGAGAUGCUGGACUUCAGUUUUAACUGGUUGCCUUCUUUACAAAAGGAUUUAUUUCCUCCACUGUAUGAUUUGCAGGUUCUGGACCUCACAAGAUGCCAAAUCCAGCACAUUGCUGAUGAUGCUUUCCACAAUGUGAAGAAUGUGACGACUCUAAUUCUUACUGGAAACCCCAUUUCGUAUACAGCCCCUGACAGCUUGAACACAUUAUAUAAAUUACAGACAUUAGUCAUUGUGGACAUUGGCCUGCUGUCUUUAAAUAUCCAGUUCAACAAUCUCACCAAGCUUCAGGAACUAAAAGCUGGAACUAACAAGAUUCAAACAAUUGCUCUUCCACCAUUCAUGAUCAACUUUAAAGACUUCCGUGUAUUGGACCUGCAUGCAAAUAACAUUUCCAGCUUACAAGUAAAUCACACAGCUGUACUGCGACAGAUGAAGGGAAAUAUCACGCUAAUACUCUCCAGCAACCCAAUAUUACAUAUUGAACCAGGAGUAUUUAAGGACAUGUACCUAAAAGAGCUUAACAUACAGGGUGCUUUUGUUUCAUUUGAUGCAAUGAGGUAUGGUCUACAAGCUCUCAAUGGUCUUAAUGUUGAAAAACUCAUGAUGGGAAGCUACAGACUAGUUAAACUGAUAACUGUAUCAGAUGCUGAUCAUCUUGCUGGUCUUUGUUUGAUCAACUUUAAAGAAAUAUAUUUAUGGCAAAGAGAAUGUUCAAAUUUUCAAACCAAUUUGUUCCGUUGCAUGGCCAAUGCAACAAAAAUAUUUCUAAAAAAAGGAUGUAUGAGAAGCAUACAAUAUGUCCCUUUUCAUCAACUUAAAGAACUAUACAUAGGUUCCCAUAUUUUAUCAGAAAUCCCAGACCUUUCACAUGUCCAUUCAUUAGAAAAACUAGUGGUGGUUGAUAAUAAGGCAGCAUUAUUUCGUGGCCUCCAUGACACGCCCAAACUCCAGCAUGUGGACCUGAGUAGAAACCAAAUGACAUUUCGAGAUUGUUGUUACCGGUAUUUUGGAGGCGUGCCAAAUGUUCGCCACAUCAAUCUAAGUCUUAACGCAAAUAUAGGGUUGAAUGUAAAACCAUUUUCUGGUAAUGAAUUGAUUGAGGAAUUAGAUUUUCAUCACACAAAUCUAAAUACAAUUGGACAAUUUGGAAUCUUAGAAAACUUAAAGAAUUUAAAAUAUUUAGACCUUUCAUACACUAGAAUUACUUUUAGUAGCUACUUAUCUUUUCAUGGGCUUAGGAGUCUUAAAAUUCUGAAAAUAGCAGGUAAUACUUUCCAGGGAAAUAUACUGUCUUAUCUAUUUGAAAAUCUUACAGCUUUGGAGGUUCUUGAUAUGUCACACUGUGGUAUUGAUCAAAUUCCCUGUAAAGCUUUCAUAAACCUCCAGAAGCUUAGCCAGAUACUUCUUAGUCACAACAACUUGAUGGUUUUGGAUUUUUUGACAUGUCCCAAUCUACAAAGUCUAACACGGCUUGCUGUAGACCAAAAUAGUAUUUCUCUUAUCAAACUUAAUACACUCCAAAAUUUACCAGCAAACCUCUCUGUUUUUGACAUAUCUUCUAAUCCAAUCAGGUGCUUCUGCAAUCAAACAGAUUUUAUUUUGUGGAUAAUGAAACAUCAAAAAAUAUUUCCUCAGUAUUCUAAUAUUUUAUGUAAAACACUAUUGUCAGAUUCAAAAAUUAGAGUUAUUGACUUUGACAUUGAAGGCUGUGUACACAUCAGAAGACUAACAAUUGUGUUAUGCAUAUGUGCUGUCACUUUUGUUGUUUUCAUAUCAAUUUUGACCUACAAAUUUCAGUUCUAUCUGCGAUAUGGCUAUAUCCUGUUAAGAGGUUAUAGGGCUUCCAGAGAACAGGAAUGUUCUUAUGAUGCCUUUGUUAUCUACUCCAGCAAAGAUGAACCAUGGGUAAUGAAUGAACUGGUGGAAAAUCUGGAAAAUGGGAGUCCGCCCAUUCAGCUUUGUCUUCAUGUGCGGGACUUUGAAGCUGGCAAGGCCAUUACCUCCAACAUUAUAGAUGAAGGCAUCAUGGGUAGUCGUAAAAUUAUUGUGGUUGUAUCUAAACACUUCAUUGAGAGUUCCUGGUGUCGCUUUGAAUUUGAAGUGGCACAGUCUUGGCUGGUGAUGCAAGGUAAUGCUAACAUCAUCAUCAUCAUUCUAGAAGAUGUGGAAGAGGAGAAGUCAAAGAAGGUGUUUGGGCUUCAUAAGCACCUGAAAAACAAUACGUAUCUAAAGUGGAGUGGAAACCCAAUAAAUAACAUGAGAUUCUGGAUUCGCCUGAGGAAAGCUGUGAUCACAAGAAAAUAG